Xyrichtys novacula (pearly razorfish) is the source of this 13230-nucleotide messenger RNA. The record is from the annotation of a GenBank genome assembly. NCBI's taxonomy places the organism in Eukaryota, Metazoa, Chordata, Actinopteri, Labriformes, Labridae.
CUUUGGAGCAAGACAAAACAAGUCUUUGAAAGGAACAGUGCAGACCCUUGAUUGAAGAACAUCUAAGACCCUUUUAAAAAAACAAAACUUUUUUUAAUAUAUAUAAUAAAUUCCAAUUCUUCAUUCAUGUGUGAUAUGCUUUUAAAUCUUAACUAGGUCUUUGUUUCGAUUUUUGUUUUGUUAUGCAAAUAAUCUUCAAUCUCAAAUCACAUGAUGUAGUUUAAAUCAGCAUCCUUCUGAGUGUCCUAUUUCUGCCAAUAGAGGGACACAGUUGUUUAUUUUAAAGGCACACUAUGUAGAUUCAGCAACAUUUAUGCACCAUAAUCUUAUAUAAACACCAGCAAGUCUCCUUUAAAGGAGACCACCUUCUUACACUGCCAUGCGUCAACAGACUAGACAAACUUGUAAUGUUCACAUUUUUGCAUGAAGUGGUUGUGGAAAAAGAAAAAAAAAAAGAAAAACUGGUUGGAGGACGAGCGACAGAGAGGUUUAGUGUGCAAAAGAAUUUUUAUUGUUAAUUGUCUCUUUCUACUGAAAAUGUUUGAAAUACUCGAAAUUCACUUUUUGUAAAAAAAAAAAAAACAGUUGAAAUCUAAAAGACAAUUGUGACUAUACAAGUCCAGCCUUUGUUGCAUCUUAUAUUUGUUUCUAAUUAUCAAAUAUUUUCAUGUUUCAUGUUGUUAACACUCAACAUGAGCCCACCUCUUACAAUGCGUUAUAAAUCAUCUGUAAUGCUUCAUAACAACCCUUGUAAAUGUUUAUAAGCCUUAAUUACAGCUUAUAGUAAUGUUUAUGAAGUUUUAUAAUGUAUUUUACCUUAAGGCAAAAGGAAAAAAACGGUGUCUUUUGAAUUAUGGGUUUAAUAACACAGUAUCACUCAUAACUUUACCUGGUUAUUGCUGUGUCAGAACACUUUUCCAACUUUUUACGUCAAGUUAUCGUAGUUCAAAUUCACCCUUCUACAAGCACAGAUUUUUCCUGAAACAUUUUUGCAUGUGAUUUAUCAAACACAAAAGAAAACAGGAUGAGAUUUUUUUUUUUUGUCAGAUAACUCCACCCUUGCAUGCACAGGAGCAGAUCAGUAAACAGACAACAUACCACUUUGUGCCCAGGGGGUCACGGAGAACGAUGUCAACCAAAAGCUCCUCACAGUAGCUCAAACUGAUGAAUCUUGGAUCUGGUAAUGUUUGGGAUGAAUUCGGCCAAGUUUAAAGACGAUUUUCAGUCAACUCAAACCAAACUGAACAAUUGCCUGCAUGACAAUCUGGCCUAUUCUAACAGAAAACAAGUUUCUGAUCUGAUGUGCCGAAGGCUUAAAGAAAAUCAGCCAUCUGUCACCUUAAGUUGCAAAAGUAGUUGAUAGAGUCCCAGGUAGUAUUGCAGGUAUCCUAGUAACCACUACCUGACUUGUAACUGGACCUCUAGGGACAUAAAGAAUCAUCUGAGAAAGAGCUCUUGUGGUGUCUGCUCUAAGGAUCAGGUUCGGCCCUGAUGUAAACAAACACUGUUCGGAGUUAACUGGCGGCGUCUUGUUGGGUAUUUUUUGUUAUGGCGAAACAUCACACCGGGUCUGCUGGAUUUGUUGGCCUCUUUUUACACAUGCUGGACUGCAGAAAUAUUAUAGGAGGAGCGGCUGUUAUCCUCAGUAAGCAGCAGCAGAUGAUGAAAUCUUCCAGCUGGCAAAGAUUUGCUUGACAUAAUUCGAUGGUUUGAACUUUAUGCAUGACACUAAUGGUUUGCAUGCUCUUUAUUGCUGUAGCUUUGGUGCAGUGGAUCUACUUUUGCCUGAGAAAGGUUCAAGAUCAUGGGUCCAUGUAGUUAGAAAAAUGAUGCUUUAAGUUGAAUCAUUUCAGGGUGUCUGGUGAGUUUUUGAUUGUUGUGCUCCAGCAUCUAACUGGCCAAAUAGAAAAAAAAUGCAAGGCUGAAAAGACAAUAGAAAACGAGUGCAGUGAGAUUCAUGUUAUUUAGGAUAUGGGUCACCUCCCAGACAAGCUGAAGCUCACCCUCUUACUUCAAACUCCCGACUUCUACCUCACAUUGUUUGUGCUGCUGAUAAACGUGAGGCACAAUCAAAGCUCAGUGCUGCACUGUCCCCUGAGUAAUCAUGCGGGUCGGUUUCCCAACGUUACGUCAGAGGCAGGAUUGCCUUUCGACUUUAAGCUGCCAAUUUCUGCAAUGUCAGGACAAACAGAGCUUUACCAGGUAAGUCGACGUUUGGUGGCAAAAUGUUGACAUUUAUGUUGCACAAUCAAACUGUAAGCUUUAGAAAUAAAUGUGUAUGAUCCAGGUUCAUUUCCCAGUUGAAUGAAAAUAGGUAUUUUUGUGUUUAUUGAUUUACCUAACUUAGACUGCAACCAGUCUAAGUGUGCCUAUAAAGUCACGAAAUGCCCCCUUAAUACCUCACCAGGUGUUACUCUCCACCUCUAAAUAUAUGCCGUGUGUCUAUAAAGAGCCGGAGGCAGUAAAAAGACAGUAAAGAAUGUGUAGGUCAGCUGAUAUGAUUUAGUGUCUGAAAAAUAAGUUUUUCUUGUAGUCAAGUCUGUCGAGCACUGAGCUUUGACAACAACAGAGGAGUCACAGAGGGCAGUCUUCUGCGCACUGUUACCACCAGUUGUUUUUCACUGUCUUCUGAUGUUGUGGGGGAUGAUAUCCAGUUUCAAAUCCCUAAACCACAUCAAACUAAUCCCAAAACUCUUUGUGGAGAAGCUGGCUGACAUGUGGUGGGGCAUAAUUUGAACAAGUAAGGAGCAAGACCAGAUCCCUGAUUUUCUCCUGUGUAAACAGUAGUCCGUAACACAGAGACACCAUGCACAACUUAUUACCCUGCGGCACAUCAUCUGCCAACAAUUGUUUUUAACAAUGUCCAAACAGCUUUUUCUUCCUGUCAGGGAGUCUUUGUUUACAUGAACUUUAACAGAACCCUGUCGUUUUGCUGAUCUGAUUUGUACAUUUGUAAGUGGUGAUUUAUGGUGAGUUUUAGCUGUAAAAAUAACUAUGUAGAAAUAAUCAUUGUAGUCACUGGUGGCUUUGUUUGCUUUUGUAGCUCGUGCAGAAGCUUUACUCUCUAUUCCACUCUGUUUUAAAUCCAGUUCAAAGCCUCUCACUUGAACUUUAACUGUAUCCUACAUGAGAAAAAAGCAGGUUCAUUCCACUAAACUACCUUUCUUUUCUCACCAGGUCUCCCAAACUGAUGGAGAAAGCACUCUGCCUCACUGGAUGUCAUUUAGGCCACAAACUAACAGUCUUGUCGGUUUGGCAUUCGCUGAGGAAUUUGGGAUAUACCACCUUAAAGUGUCGGGUAUUGGAAAGGUGUGUUUGGCCCACUUUCAUGUGCACAUCCUGGAAAGAAAAUGGACUUCCCCAGAAAGGUCAGAACAAAAGUACGUUCACUUUUUCUUGAUUGUUCGGCACAUAGAAAAUCACAUUGCCACUUUACUUUCACAAGGCCAACCGUGAGCCGAGAUAUAGUAACAUUUAUCUUUUGUUUUUGCAAAUUCUCCAGAUAACUGAUGUUAUAACAAUGAACACACAUUGUAAUAUUAUAACACGGCACCUGCUGUAUCUUUACAGAUGAGGUUGUUGCAGAAGGUUCAAGAAAAGUUUCAGUUUUGUUUGGUGCAAGGUUUAGUCCUUUUUGCGGUAAACAGAGUGAUCUGUUGGUAAAUCUGUUUUGUAGCAGCACAGGGUUAUUUUGACAGGACUUAAGCUUCGACUGACAUAUUGACUGCAGAUGAGGUUUGAAACAUGAAAACAGACAGAGACUUUUGAUCGUAGAUUUAUUUAUUUUGUCUAAAGCCUUAUGGUUUCCUCAGUUUUGAGCAAGUCCUGCCCGGCGCGUGUUCACCUGCAGGCAUGUUCACGUGCCGUCUCACUAAGCUGCAGUUUGUUCUGCUAGGAUGCCUGAAGGGUACCACAAAUCUUUUUUGCUUUAAAAGAUUUUCCAGCAAAUACAAGACAGAGCAGUACAUCAUUUUAUACAUGUCAAAGGAGAAGACAUUAAUACGUCUGAGUAGGAUGCUCUCAGAAAGGUCAUAGAGAUGUCAAACUUAUAUAAUCUGUUGCACCAUGAAACGUGAAAUGAGUCAACCACAGGUUCAAAUAUCUUUGCUAUCCAAAAUUCUGAUUCAUGAAGAUGGACUUUAUCAUCUGUAUAAAGUCACCUAUUAGUGUCUCUUAUGAGCUGAUUUUCCUCUGUUAUUUAACUCUUAUUAAGUUUUAAUUAAGUUUGAAUGUGAGUGAUGUUCAGUAUAGGGGUCGGGGUGGGGGGUUAGACACCCCCUCGAGAAAUGAAUGUUGCAGAUCGCUUGCUUCUCUAGUUACACUAACUUUAGUAACGACCGCAGAUAGCUCGACAGAGAGCCACACGCUCAACCAAAAAGCCACUCUUUAGCCACGAAUAAUGCUCAGAACAGCACCUAACUUCAUCUACAGUAUAUAUAGGGUCCCAGCCAUAGUACUAGCCACCAAACAUCUUUUUAGCUUUGCCUGAUUUCUUGUUUCACGCCAACUCACCCUCUCUCUUCCAGCAGCCACUUGUUUGAACAAAGACCUCCGGGUGAGUCCUAAGACUGCAGCGGGGUGACGCAGCUCAAGGAAGAACAUUUAUGAUCAUCACUUUAUCAUUUCCUUGAAUUAAUAAUGACCAUAUUACUCAUUUUGCACUGCAGACGCAGUAGUUCUUCUGCCAUAGCGUCUCAGUCUGAUUGCACUUCCAUGAAGAAAUGAUCAUUAAUGUUCUUCCUUGAGCUACGCGCCCCUGCUUCGGUAAUGGACUCGCUCAGAGGUCUCUGUACAAACAAGGGGCUGCUGGAAGAGAGACGAUGAGUUGUGAAAUUGAUGAGUUGGUGGCUAGUGCUGUGGCUGGGACCCUAUAUGUACUGUCGAUGAAGUUAGGUGCUGUUCUGAGCAUUAUUUGUGGCUAUAGAGUGGCGUUUUGGUUGAGGUUUGUCUAUGGCUCCUCAGUCAGUUGUGUAUUGCUAUUCUGCGGUCGUUACUCAAGUUGGUAUAACUGUUGAAGCAAGCGGUCAGCAAUAUUCAUCUCUCAACGGGGUGUCUAACUCAGUGUUACAGUGUGUUUGACCCCUAAUUAAUUUUACUUUGGAAUAUCCCUUUAAGACCUCCAUUAAGGCUGAUAUCAUUCUGCACCUCUGGUUUUCUCCUUCUCCCUUAAAUCCUCGCCCAGAGGUUGAGUGUCCGCUCAGUGCUGCUUAUAGCUUUAAUUCAAAACUGUAAUUUCCAGACACAACCGUGUCAGUCAGAAUGUAAUGUAAGAACUAGAAAUAAACAAAGGAGCCCAGUUGAGGGACGUGUAGUAAACAGUUUGAAUGUGAACUGCUGUCUUCCUGUUGAUAAUAAUAAUGGACUUGGCUCAGAUUCUUCUCUGAUGAGUCUGAACCCUGAUUCAGUUUGAAUAUUGUUAUGCCUGCAGUCAUUUGGUUGUUUAUGACUCAUGAGUGGGUUUGCUCUCUGCGUUUGUCCCCAGGGCAUCUUACCUCUAAACCUUUACAUCUGCUGUCAGGAGAUGUUGUCACAGCACAGUGUUGACAAGUAUAGGGUUUUAAUCUUUUCUGAAUGGCACCUGUCAAGACGUUCUUCGACUGCGCAGCUAGUGAAAUCAUCGUCUGAAGCAAGUAAAACACAGUCUUCUGACUGGAAGGAUCACAGCAUUCAGGAGUACUGUCCUCUCUGUAGCAGCUUUUGUUUAGGUCAUGUCUUUACGUCAGGAGGGCCUGGGUGUUCAAAAAGGUUUUAUCUGGAUAGGAAUAAUUUAAAAUUAAAAUUCAUUUUUGGACCAGGUAAGAUCAGGUUGUCAAGUUUAUUUUCUGCCAGUUUUUCAAAAGAAACUUGUUUUUUACUUUAUCCAAUCCAGUUUGACAUCUAAAUUUAGACUUUAGGGUUUGCUUGUGCUGUAAAUGGGACUUCAUGCGUCAAACGUUGUCCACAGUAGGUUACCAAAUCCCCCCCAAGAAUAAGCAAUCUUACUGGUUGCUUUAAACGGAAUACUUUCAUUUUACCUUCAAGACCAAAGCUUUAUUUUUGCAUAACCAUCGUCUCUUCCUUCUCUAUCAUACGGUGGCAGUGAUUCAGUGGUUCAAGAGGAAAAUCAUUAGGAAAACCUCUCGAGUUUCAACAUCAAUGUCAAAAUACUGUUGUUGUAACCCAACCUUAAUCCUCUUCCUGGAUCAGGAACGUCUCAAUGCGACCCAGAAACUGGAGGUUUUAUCCACCUUUUUCUUUUUGAACGACUUGUUUUCCUUUUCACGCUUUAAUCUGGUCAGAUUUCUUAGCCUGAGACACUAACUGUGAGAUUGGAUGAAAAAGCACAGACCCACAGUGCCUGUUCAUUCUUUGUGAAAAAUGAGGCAUGUUACCCAGUGUGUGACAGUGAGGCUGAAAAACGAGUUUUGUACAUAUUUUGGUUUUCUGUACAACAAGAAGUUAACUACAUCUGUGCAGAUUUCCAUUCACAAACAGUACAUGAAAUACAGAAGAUUAUCCUGUAAUUCAAUGUAAAUCUGUCUUUGCCUUGUCUAACAGGCAUACGUCCUCCUGCUUUGAAGGGGAGACCACCCUCUGGACGAGCCUUCUACUUGAUCUGAACCCUGUGACUCUUGAUGCCAGCCAGCGAAUCACUUUGUCCAGCUCUGUAACGAACUACCUGUCCCUGCCUAAAGGCUUCGUCUACCUGUUUUCAAGACAGAAACAAGAGAAGCGCCAAAGAUAUGGGCAAGGUGUAGUCACUGAGGAUACUCUCAACACCUUGGGGGAUGUUGCUGAGCUUGUGUGGCUUGUCAGUUGUGGAAAAAAACAACUAUCUGAUUCAGCUGAGAGACCAGAAAACACUGUUAAACAAUUGGAAAGGUUUCUGGAAGUUCCUGUUUUAGGAUUGAGGGUGUUUCAUUCACCUGGAGGCACCCAACAUAAAAUCAAGAGAGAUUUGAAAGGACUGAGAUUCACACCUUCUCCUGUUGUGAUUGUUCCAACACCUCAGGUAGAUAUGACUGGACCAACAUCCACAAUUGACUUUGCUGCAAACACUGCUAAUUCUGCCAGCAAAGGUUUAUCCCAGCCCCUAGACAAAUUGGCUGAUAUUUGCUUUCACUCACCAAAUCACAACAUCAAGUUUCUUUCAACCACUUUGUAUCUGCCUUUUGAUGUCAAAAUUGGCUGCGGUCAUUCAAACUGGUUCCAAAAGUCUAAAAGAGAUGUUAAACAAGUUGCAACAAGUCAAAAUUCACAGGUAGAAGCCACUGCCUCAAGUGAAAAAGCAGCUGUGGUCUCAUUACAUUUUUCAACAAUAAUUUAUGAGCAUCACUAUACCACAGGAUUGUUGUCUUCCCCCUGUUUUGCUGCACACACAUCAACGGUCAGGACUUGCACUGCAGCAGACUCCCCUCUUUCACUGUCACAAUCAUCCCCCAUGUAUAGUAUUCACCCCACACAGCUGCUGACCACAGUCUCCUACAGUGCCCCUUUGCUCCCCACUCGUCUGACCCCUCAACCCCUCCCAAAGGAAACCCCCCGCUGGACUGGACUGUAUACAGCAGGCCACAGUGACUCAGAAAGGCAGCCCUGGGUGAGCUCACUGGGUAAGUCUGCUGCUUUUGACUCCUAUAUGACUAUCUGGAAUUGUUCUGGCUUCUUAGUCAUUCAAGUCAUAUGUUGUAAUUACUUGAACUUUCUUAAAAGACAGCCCACAGUUCAAUGAAAAGAGGAGCAUAUUGUCUGAAAUAGGAAAUCCAUUAAUGACGAAAAAAAUAAUGAUGAUGUGUGUCAUUCCUAGAAAAUGACAAGUAAAUCAAGAUGAUAAAAUACAUAUCUUAUCAACUGACCUGGCCUGUAUCGACUUAUUUCGGUGCAAAAUAUCUACAAAAAAACAGAUGCAUGAAUGUGUUUCCAUCACACCAGAGCCUAAAACAGUAGACCCUUGUCUUCAAAGUUUCAUGGUUGUAGGGGGUCUUGUUGUGGGGCAAGCAGGAUUGAUGUUAUCACCAUUAGGAGCUUUCAUGUAUGGCGCCUGGGUUUGGCACCCAAAAGAGUCCAAAGCAUAUAAACCUUUUAGCAACUUCCCUGGAGACAAAAUGAAACAAUCUGGACUUCUUGAGGAAUAGCUGGAUGUUAGGAAUCAAUAACAGUUUCACACAAUUAGAAAAAAAACACUAAAAAUAUAAUUAUAUAUGGAGUGAUGCAGGACUCUGAUUCAAAAUGAGUUUUUUUAAUUGAUAUUUGUUGAAAAUUUAAUUCUAAAUGUAUCCAAAACUGUACAAAUUUCGCCCUUUAAUGCCUUUUGUAUUACAUUUGAUCCAUACUUUUAUGAUACGUAUAUCAAAUCAAUAUGAUCAACAAAUUACUAAAAAAAAAACACUUGAAUACAAUCCGAUAAAUGAUAAAAAUGUCCUCUUGUGGUUUAUCAGUUUCCAGAAACAUCUAAUGUACCAAACAAGAUAAAAAUAUAUAUUUGUUCAAUUUUAAGGACAUUUUGAUUUUUUUGGUUUUCAGUAGUAAGUGAAAUAAACAUUUAAGCUCCAAAAAAAAAAAGAAUUUUUCUGGCUAUAAUUUGUGGUUUCAGACCUUAAAGGGUUAAAUGUACUGACUUUACAAAAUUUCUGAAGUAUCUGCCAUCACUACAUUUUAAGCUAAGGAUUGGGAUUCAGAGUUGAACAUUUUCCCCACAUUGAGCAGCAUUCAAUAGGUUAUACUUUUACUCCGUUAUACUUUGUACCUAAACAUGUGAUUAAUUAAUUUUUUGUAAUUGUUAAACUUGUUUAUAAUCACACACACCAAUUAUUCCUGAAUACUUGGCCGAAAGAAGAAUUAAUGGAGAAAUGGAGCACAUCUAUAAAUCAGCAUUGACCGUUUACAUUCAAUCAUACAAUUUUUGGCUUUCAUGAUCUGGGUUCAUUUCCAUUGCACUAAAAUGUUGCAUUCUUUCUUCUAUAGGUCUUACAAUUGAUGACAAAGAAACUGUUAGCAACUUCUCAACUGCCCAACAAACUCCUCAUAACCUCCCAUCUGCUUCCUAUCAACCUCCAGCAGAGAGUGAUAUUGCCGCUCAGGAAUUAAACUCUAGUUUAACAACAGAGCAAUCACUGCCACCAUCAAACAGAAUACCUUCUACUCAGCUGUUUCCAGAUGCGUCACCAACCUCACGUUUAAUGACUGGACAUUUAUCAAAAACUCACUCUCACUCUGGUACAAUCAAACAUCUGUCUCCUAUUGUGUGGCAGGAUGUGAUGUCUCAGCUGCUUGUUACAACUCAGGAUGUGUCAUCAACCACAUGGACGGGUCAGCUGACAUUGUCUGAGCGAACUGAAUUGGAGACCUCACUCUCACCCCCCAUCGUGGAGCCCUCGAUGACAGUGUUUACCCCUGUUCCUCCAGAGUUCGACUGUCACCGUGAACGACUUGAGACAAUAAAUGCAUUGAGCCCAGACAUUUUAUUUAUGUCCCGUAAACCAACUCUUCACAUGAGCUCUCCUGUGACCAGAACCCUCCAAAUGUUUUCUAUACCAUCGUCUUUAUUCAAAGACCAGCCCUCUGGAGAACAACAAUCCUUCCAAUCAGCCCAUCAGAGUAUACACUUGUUGCCAUCCCUUCAGCCAACCCUCCGUACACUUCUGGUAACAGAGUCACAAGAAACUAAAAUGUUUUCUCAGAGAUUUACGGUCACUGGGAAGUCAACAAAAGCCUGUUUAGAAACAGAAGUCCUGACUGGAGCUGCCCAAAGCUUAAGUGGGACCUUCCCAGUUCCUGCCACAACAUCUGACAGCAGUGGGCUUGUGUUAAUGGAUCAUUUUGAUCCAACUGCUCCCUCUGCUGUCCAGGAGUCAUACACUUCAUCCCUUUAUCAUCAAACGCAGAGUCUUGAUCCUUCAUUCCCUUGCAGAGGCCAAUCUUUGUCAAACAACAACCUAGGAAGGAAAGGCAGCUGCUUUAAGACCACAAUGGAUUAUUCACAAUAUGAGAGGACGGCUUUUCCAUCUAAAUUUUUCAUAUUAGACUCAAAUGAACAGUUCUUUUCAACACAGACAUCCAGGAAAUAUCUGUCACUAAAUCCUGACAGUCUUAUCUCGGAUGCUGUUUCAAGAGAACAAACUGAAUCAGAUCAAUUUACACUGCUACUGUUGGUGUCAACACCAAAUCUGUAUGCAAGCACCACAGCUGGAACAUACCACACAUUAACUCCUCUACAAAUAGAGACUUCAAGAGAAGACAGCGGCUUAUCUCUGGUUCCAUACUCAUCAUUUAAACCCAAAACAUCUGCCCCCAGUGAAGAUUGCAUCCGUAAACAGAAUUCCAUGUCAAUCUGUGAACCAUUUACUUCAGACAGCAGUGGGCCGACUGCAGAGGGACGUCCCACUCAGCAGAUUCCAGGCACAUUUUUGAGUCCAUUCUAUGGAGCUUUAACCACAUUAUUAGCAUCAUCUGCAGCUGCAGGCUUUUCCGAAAAUAAUAAACAGAGCUCAGUGGGGGCAACAUCGCCCUCUGCUUCCAUCUCAAGUAAGUGCCACCAAAGAGAGGGACUGAUAUGGUAAAUGCUACAAUCACAAAUUAUUUCUGAAUUGAUAAUUUUGUUUUUCAAAGGUCAAAAACAGACACAUCCCUGUGACAAUUUUACAUUCAUUCAAUAUGCUUUUAUUCCCUGUAUCAUUAUUGCAUUACAGAAGGUACAUAAGAACCAGUGCUGCAAAUAGUGCUGCCAGCAUCAGAAGUCCUAUGGUACUUUUAACACCCAGAGUGAAUUUAAUAUUACCAAGGGAUGUCUGGUUUCUGAAUCCUUAAGCGUUAUGAACCAAUAGGGCCUGUGUCCACCAACAGUGUGUUUGCCCCUGCAGGGCCUAUUUUCUAUCAAAAUCAGUGCAGUUCAGAUGUUUUAGGUCUCUGAUAUUUAAAUAAAAAACUGCUGCACUGGUCAAUGUCAAUUAUAAAUCAGCCACCAGUCAUAAACAACAAAAGAUCAGACUUCUAAUUAUAUUUUUGAUAUCAACAAGGGUAGAGGUUGGCAUAAAGGAGAAAUUAUCUACACUCGUCUUUUCAAAGGCAUGAUUGACCACGCUUGAGAUGCCAUGACAAUUUUUGUUUUCCCAUUGAAUAUAAGAAAAUACCAAGCACACAGAGACCGUUUUAACAGACUUAAUGUCACUCGAAAGUUUGGUAGAUGUUCCAUACAAAUUUUGUAACCCAGCAACAGCAAAGCCAAUCAGAAGAACUCUGAAAUUCAGAUGAUGGGACGCCACUACUGUUAAAACAUGUUCUUUUGACUACAUUUGUGUGUAUUUUGCAUCAUUGAGCAAUAGUUUCAUUGCUUUUUGUAUAUUAUUUCAGGUCCUACAAAUCUCCCACCUGAAGUGAUGCAGCCUGUUCCAGUGUUGAAGGCCACCAUCGGCUUCCCCUUUCACUUCAAAAUCCCACCAAUGACCUUCCUAGACCCAGAAGACGGUGAUGCACAUGCUCUUUUUCUUGAAGUUAAGUUGAUUGAUGGGCCUCCUUUCAGCAUUGGGACUUGGUUUUCACUAGACAGCCUGGAGCUUCAUGGUGUUCCUCUCGAGGUGGACCUGCAGUUUGCUCCUCAGGAUGCUCUUCUUAUUGCUCAGGACAAAGAAGGUCUUCGCACCUGGCUACAUUUAACCAUUGAUCUUCAACGCAGCCCUGUUGAGCCUUGCCACAUUUUUACUGUAACUGCCCAGCGUAGUCUUCACUGGAUCCUUGGUCAGCGGCACCGGGUGGAGCUUCUUCUUGGAAAACUGUCUCAGUUCUUUAAUAGCUCCAGCGAACAACAAUUUGUCAUCGUUUCCUUGAAGCCUGGGUCGAUUGUGAUUUCUUUUUUCGAACAUAGCAUGUGUGAAGCGGGACAAUGCAACCUUGACCAGAUACAAAGCAUGUGGAUGGCGAUGGGGUCUUCAGAUGGAUCAGUGAACCCUGUGUUCAGAGAAGCAAUGCUGCCAGAGUUUCCAAUCACUAAAAUCGAACCAGUGAGCUAUAAACAAGACUGUUUCUCCACAACAUCCACUCCCAUAUUUAACGCGUCAACACCUGCUUUCAAAACAACCUUAAAGCCCAGUGUAGACACCAACACUUCCUUAAAUUCUUCCUCUAACACCUGCAACUCAAAGCAGAUCAACCAUUAUCAGUGGAUGGCUGCCAUGUUUACAGCUGUCCUUGUUGUCUGCGUGCUUAUCCUCAUCACCAUCCUCGUUGCCAUGGUACUCCAUUUCCGGAGGCUUCAUGGAAGGUCAAGAUCAGGUGCCAUUUGGCCUGCAGGCAGAGUUGAUGAGUAUCAAGAUGAUCUCAGUGCCAUCGGACCAAGACGGCCACCAAUAUUCCAGACUGAGCUUCCCCCACCACCGUUGAGACUGUGGAUGAACUUUCCACAAGGGGACGAGCAGAAACUUCCACCAACAUUUGAGCAGGGAAGGAAAUCUCUUGACAAGGAACUCCAGCCUCAUCCUCCAAGUUAUGACCUCUCAAGUAUUUAAGAAGAAUGACAGGAAAAGCUUUGAGGAAACUCCCUUUUUCAGUCUGCCCUAACAGACUUUUUCACAUUCAUGAUGAUUAGAUAAGGACCACAGUCAAAUCUUUGACAGUACUGUGCAACCUCUUUCUACCUCUCUCACUCAGUCCUCAAUCAUGACAGAGAAAGACAUUUAGAAUGAGGGAUUUUCUUUCUAUGGCACGGCAGCUUGACGAAGAUGCCACCAAUAAUCCAUGGGCAUUUUUGCAAUUUUUCUCCACCUGUUGCAAAUUCACUACUGAUGCAUACCAGAUAAUAAUGCGGAGACUGAAAGACAAGUUUUUAUGGCACUUGACUACACAAAAAUAUGAUGCAACACCCAUCAUGUAGGAGCAGAACCAUGCUGUGGUGGUGGACUGAGAUCUUAUUAAAAGCAUUUAAGACCGAGCCUAAUGUGUAAUGUCCAACAGGAUAAAGAGAGACAAGACAAAACAGACUCUUUCCAAUAACCAUUGAUUUCCUGAAACUAACCCAGCACUGCUAAAAGGAGCUGGAAAUGGCUGACCAAAAGUUUCCCUCAUUCAACCUAACAACACUUGAAAGAACCUGCGCUGAAGCCCAGAAGAAAGUCCCCAAAUACACGUCAAAAUGAGCGAAGUACAGAUUUGUUUCAAAGCACAGAGUCCAAGUGGUUCCUCAUGUACCUUUUUUCAGUUCAUAGACCACAUCAGGGUUUUUGUGGACUAAUCAUGUGUUUUCUAGUGGCGCAUUGACAACUU